UCAGCUGUUUACCAGAAAGUGUCUUAUAGAGAAAUUCAAUGUUUAAAGGUUAAUUUCCCUUAUAGAGGAAUCAUGUUUAAACGAAUUACGCUAAUGGGAAUCGAAGUAAAAAAAGGAUAAAGGUGUUGAUACUGCACAGAAUAGCUUUCGUUGGAGGAGUAAAUAGUUAUGUAGCUCAUAUUUUUCUUCCUGAGGACCUACUAGAGCAAAGGGUAUCCACAGUGUUGACUGGGUAUCAUCACCUUUGUUGCCGGAAUCUAUCAUAUCAGAAAUAAUCAGAAACGGUUUAUCUUUGGGCUUAGGCUCCAGUUAUAGGUUGUCAGGAGAAGGAGGAAUGUUUUAAUGGUUAAAGUGGAAAUGCGAAUACGGAAGGUAGAGAGGAUCUCUUUAAUCGGCUGUAGUAAUGAACAGUGUUGCCGCCAAGUGGUUGCUGCCGGUUUGACAACCAAUUUCGCUACCGUCAAUGUGGAAGUGGUGGACUGCCCCAACCUCACGGAGGAUCCAUUCCAUCUUGCUGGUCAAGGUCUGAAUGGUAGCCCAACGCUCGUAGAAAUUGGCGGUCCACCGUACCUGCUUCCAACUGUCGACUAUACUAAACUGUACGAUUUGGUGUCGAUCUCACAGCAGGCACUGAAUAACACGAAAAAGGAGUUCCUUGCGAUCGGUGCAGGAGCUGGUCCGUAUCCACUCGUAGAGUCCAACUGCGAGGGGAUGUUCAACCUGAAGGUGCACGCUAACGGGCAUGUGACAAGCGAGAGCCAUCUGGCCCGUGUGAACCCGGAUCGCAGAAAAACGGUGCUGGAGAAAAUUCCAAACAGCGAAACGAGAUGUGCCUUGUUGGCCAACAUCUUCCUCUCGGAAGGUAAACCGGGGAAAGUACUAAAAGUUAGCUGCAAAAAGCGCAUCGGGAAGAAAGAUUUCAUCGCAAGCAUCCGAACGACGUUGGAACAGCAUUACGGAGAACGAACGGUUGGACUGGGUGGGGUGUUCCUUAUGAAGAAGGGUAAGGCAAAACAGCACGUGAUGUCACCAUUCUCGGAAACUCCUAUCCACACGGAAGAGGAACUGAACACAUGGCUCAACUUUUUCGAUAUGUCCGCCACGUUGAUCGCUGUUGGGACCUUGGUAACGAACGAGUGCGACCUGGAUCUGCGGCUGCAACAUUUCCAUAGUUUCUCUAGGCAUGGCGAGGGAGGACACUACCAUAUCGAUACCACACCGGAUGUGGUGGAAUACGAGGGGUACUUCAACGUUGGUGAGAAAAUCGUGAGGGUGGAUAAGCCGAUCAACACGCACAAAUUCGGACGAGAUUGAUAUUUAUCGAUGAUCAGUAAAGUGACGCAAAUAUUUUUAGCAGAAAUUAAAAAAAACUCAUU
This is a messenger RNA of Topomyia yanbarensis, 1376 nucleotides long. Its product is annotated as ester hydrolase C11orf54 homolog. The record is from RefSeq and is a predicted model, not a curated record. Gene Ontology annotation, cellular component: nucleus. The coding region runs from base 343 to 1314 and encodes 323 amino acids. Gene Ontology annotation, molecular function: hydrolase activity, acting on ester bonds; zinc ion binding. The transcript is spliced from 4 exons. Lineage: Eukaryota; Metazoa; Arthropoda; Insecta; Diptera; Culicidae.